Molecule: messenger RNA, 462 nt
Organism: Brugia malayi
Lineage: Eukaryota; Metazoa; Nematoda; Chromadorea; Rhabditida; Onchocercidae
Exons: 3
Coding region: 1-462 (153 amino acids)
Source: RefSeq, a predicted model, not a curated record
AUGACCGACAAUCGAAAACAAAUCGAUCGAUCAAUAAAUAUGCUUUAUCCUAUGGAAAUAGAUGCUACUGAAGAUAAAGAAGAAAAGGUGGAAGAUAAACCGGAAGAACCCAUUGCUCGACGAACAAGAAGUGCUAAAAUUUGCAAACUACAGCCGAUGGUGUGCUGGAAACAUUCGUCAGUCUUGGCAGUACCGCAGGACCUUUAUUUGGUGGUGUACUGUAUGAAUUGGGUUUCAAGUUGCCAUUCAUUGUGCUAUCCUACCCUUGCCACGAAACUAAUACUUCAAAGAAACGAUGUGAUAGCUAAAAGAAUUAACGGAAAUUUGAUGGUGGCUCCUUGCAAAUCAGAACAAUCAACAAUCGAAAAUAUCGAAUUCAAAGGAGAUUUAAUAAGGUGUGCUGGAAACAUUCGUCAGUCUUGGCAGUACCGCAGGACCUUUACUUGGUGGUGUACUAUAUGA